UUCAGCCCAGAAUUGCCCACCCUGGAAGGCAGCUCCAAGGUGGCCAGAGAAUUGGGCGUUGGGUACGAACCUGGCAGCUCAGGAGUGGGCGGUCCACUCACUCCACAUAAGAAGAUGAAAAAGCGCAAAGAACUUAAUGCAUUGAUUGGCCUGGCUGGGGACAGCCGGAGAAAGAAAUCCAAAAAAGGCACAGGCCACCGCCUGCUUCGCACUGAGCCGCCUGACUCAGACUCUGAGUCCAGCUCAGAAGAAGAGGAGGAAUUUGGUGUAGUUGGAAAUCACUCUCGCUUUGUCAGAGGAGACUAUUUACGAUGCUGCAAGAUCUGUUACCCCCUCUGUGCUUUUGUUAUCCUCGCGGCCUGUGUUGUGGCUUGUGUUGGCUUGGUGUGGAUGCAGGUUGCUCUCAAGGAGGAUCUGGAUGCCCUCAAGGAAAAAUUUCGAACAAUGGAAUCUAAUCAGAAAAGCUCAUUCCAAGAAAUUCCCAAACUUAAUGAAGAACUACUCAGCAAACAAAAACAACUUGAAAAAAUUGAAUCCGGAGAGCUGGGUUUGAACAAAGUCUGGAUAAACAUCACAGAAAUGAACAAGCAGGUUAUUCUCUUGACUUCUGCAGUAAACCACCUCAAAGCCAAUGUUAAGUCAGCUUCCGACUUAAUUAGCCUGCCCGCCACUGUAGAGGGACUUCAAAAGAGUGUAGCUUCCAUUGGGAAUACUUUAAACAGUGUUCAUCUUGCUGUGGAGGCAAUACAGAAAACUGUGGAUGAACAUAAGAAAACCAUGGAAAUACUGCAGAAUGAUGUGAAUCAGCACUUCUUGAAGGAUACCAGUGGAAGCAACCAGAUCACUCCAUCCCCUUCAGUUGUAUCAGAACGUGACAAUAAAACCCACAGUGAGAAUUUGAAACAGGAUAUCCUGUACCUUCACAACUCUUUAGAGGAGGUAAACAGUGCCCUAGUGGGGUACCAGAGGCAGAAUGACCUUAAACUCGAGGGGAUGAAUGAGACAGUCAGUAAUCUUACCAACAGAGUCAACCUAAUAGAAAGCGAUCUGGUUGCUAUGAGCAAGGUAGAAAAGAGAGUGAACCUGUCCAUCAGCAUGAUGGAUGAUAGAGUAGCCACUCUGAAAAGAGAGUCUUUGGAUCAAGUGAUCAACAGAACAGAUUCACCAAAAACCCAAAGCAUUAAGAAAGAAGAUAGUUCAGAUUCUCAGGUAUACAAGCUAAGAGAAAAACUGCAGCUGAUCAGUGCUCUCACAAACAAACCUGAGAGCAACAGGCCUCCAGAGACCGCCAGUAAAGAGCAAGUACAGAGUUUUUCAUCAGAACCAUCAGCAUUGCCAAAAUUUUCAUCACUUCUUGGAGACCAAAUUGAGAAAGCUGUCCAACUAAGAUCUAUCUCCCUACCAGGAAUUUCAAGCAUUGAAGAUCUUCAGGAUUUAUUCCAAAAGACUGGCCAGGGCAUGGAUGGGAAGCUGACAUACCAGGAAAUCUGGAACUCCCUAGGUUCUGCUGUGCCAGAACCAAAGAACUUGAGAGUGUUUGAUUCCGAUGGAGAUGGAAGAUACUCAUUCCUGGAGCUAAGAGUAGCAUUAGGUGUCUAGCCUCAUCAGGCAUAUUUUGGAUAUGAUUAUAUGUGCUGAACUACCUAAUAGCUACUCACCUAACAAACAACAACUUUGAAACAUCCCAUCAAUUAAUUCUCCAGUCCUCUAAACUACUGUAGCAGACACAUUGUCACCUUUUACCUUGUGUGAAGACGCUAUAUAAAAGUUAUUUUUUUAAAAAGAAAAGAUCAUUCUACUUAUAUUCAGAAACCUCAGAUUUCCUGAAACCUGUAAGGUCUUACCUUUUAAAUAUGCCA
Chrysochloris asiatica (Cape golden mole) is the source of this 1859-nucleotide messenger RNA. It is a transcript of the gene EFCAB14, whose product is annotated as EF-hand calcium binding domain 14. Bases 115 to 1599 code for a protein of 494 amino acids. The transcript has 11 exons. The record is from RefSeq and is a predicted model, not a curated record. NCBI's taxonomy places the organism in Eukaryota, Metazoa, Chordata, Mammalia, Afrosoricida, Chrysochloridae.